Molecule: messenger RNA, 372 nt
Organism: Marasmius oreades (fairy-ring Marasmius)
Lineage: Eukaryota; Fungi; Basidiomycota; Agaricomycetes; Agaricales; Marasmiaceae
Exons: 2
Coding region: 1-372 (123 amino acids)
Source: RefSeq, a predicted model, not a curated record
AUGGAUCCCAAAACUCCAUUUAGGGAGCAACCGAUUGAAAUGCAAAGCCAAUUUCUAGCAGUUCCGCUCCUUGCCCGAUGUGCUGGUGACUGGGCCACCAUUGCCAUCAUCAACAGCUCCCUCAAGCACCUCCGACGCAAACUUUACAAGCAAAAUGUGGUCCAACGGCCUGCAAAGUACAAUUAUCUUGUCCAGAAUGCCGCAAAACGACGUGGAGCUGACAGGGAAGGUGCCACUGGUAGUAAACGUAAAUGUGGGCAAACACCUGGAAGUAGGAAGAGGAGAAAGUCGGGGAGUGAUUCGGAAGAGGAGUUGAGUGGCCGGGAGGACGAAAUCGAGAAAGAGGGCGAGAACAAUGAUGAGGAUGACUGA